This is a messenger RNA of Microthlaspi erraticum, 1167 nucleotides long. Lineage: Eukaryota; Viridiplantae; Streptophyta; Magnoliopsida; Brassicales; Brassicaceae. The record is from the annotation of a GenBank genome assembly.
AUGAAUCUUUCCAACAAUACUUUCAUCGGUUUUGAAAGAUCAACAAGACACGGACUAUCCUCUGUCUUGACGUACUUGUUGGGCUCCAAAAACAAUUUCACAGGAAAGAUUCCUUCUUUCAUAUGCGAGUUGCGCUCUCUAAGCAUUCUCGAUUUGUCAAACAACAACUUCAGUGGUUCAAUCUCUCAGUGUAUGGAAAAACUCAACAGUAGUAUUUCAGUUCUAAACCUUUGUCAGAACCAUCUUAGUGGCGAUCUUCCGGAGAGUGUAUUUGAAAACCUAAGAUCACUUGAUGUCGGUCAUAACCAGUUGGCGGGAAAGCUUCCAAGAUCUUUGAUCCAUUUCUCUAAUCUUGAAGUUUUUAAUGUGGAAAGCAACAAAAUCAACGACACAUUUCCGUUCUGGAUGAGUUCUCUUCAGAAACUGCAAGUUCUAGUCUUACGCUCCAACGCAUUCCAUGGACCCAUACAUCAAGCCUCGUUUCUUAAGAUGAAAAUCAUCGACAUCUCACAUAACCACCUCAUCGGAACUUUGCCAGCAGAUUACUUUUUGAACUGGACUGCCAUGUCAUCACUUGAAGUUAGGACGAACGAAGAUCAGUCGACUGAACCUUACAUGGGAGAUAAAUCAGCAAUCGACUUCUCCGGAAACAGAGUUGAAGGAGAGAUUCCAAGGUCAAUCGGUCUAUUGAAAGAGCUUCAUGUGCUCAACUUGUCAAAUAAUGCUUUUACAGGCCACAUCCCAUCAUCUAUGGGGAACCUGUCAGCUCUCGAGUCACUUGACGUUUCCAGAAACAAGCUGUCUGGAGCAAUUCCGCAAGAGUUAGGGAAUCUCUCGUUCCUUGCGUACAUGAACUUCUCCCAUAACCAUCUCAGAGGUCUCGUACCGGGAGGCACUCAGUUUCGAAGGCAGCCUUGCUCUUCCUUUGGGUACAACUCAGGACUUUUUGGCUCUUCUCUUGACGACGAUUGUCCAUCAUCGCAACAAGAUGAGACGCCAGAUGCAGAGGAAGAAGAUGAACAUGAAGAGGUGUUUAGUUGGAUUGCAGCUGCUAUAGGAUUUGGACCUGGUAUUGUGUUAGGAUUGACGAUCGGAUACAUACUGUUUGUUUACAAACCAGAGUGGUUUAGAAACAAACACAGAAGCAGAAGCACCACAACUCGUUGA